AUGGGUUCAAAGGGAAAGAGUAUCAGCUAUGGCAGCGACUCUGAAGAUGAUCAUGAUGAUCAGAAAAACACUGAAGAACCAGAAUUGGACCUUCCUCUUGAGAAGCUGAAUCUUGGUCCUAAGAAAAAAUUGCUUAUUAUGAACCUUAAUGGCUUUCUUCUCCACCGAGUUCAUGUUCGUAAUAAGAAAGGAAUUCCAAAAUCUCGAACUGCUGAUUGCAAAUAUCGUUACUUUCUUCUUUUUAAGAGGCCAUUUAGUGAAGAAUUUAUGAAAUUCUGCUUAGAAAGAUUUGAAGUUGGAAUCUGGUCUUCUGCAAUGGAACAUAACAUCGAUGGUGCUUUGAGCUGUGCUAUAGGAUCAUCAAAAGACAAGCUACUCUUUGUUUGGGACCAAGAUGAAUGUAUCGAUUCUGGUUAUAAAUCCUUGGAGAAUAACAAGAAACCUCUUUUUUUCAAAGACUUGAAAAAAGUGUGGACUAGAGUCAAGAAAGGAGGCCCAUAUUCUGCUGCUAAUACUUUGCUGAUUGAUGACAAACCCUACAAGGCUUUCCUUAAUCCUCCUAAUACAGCAAUUUUUACUGAGUCAUAUGAUGCAGAAGAUAAGCAUGACAAAGCAUUAGAUCCGGAAGGCGAACUAUGCAAGUACUUGAAAAAGCUAGCUGAGGCUGAAGAUGUUCAAUCAUAUGUGAAGGAAAAUGGUUUUGGAAUACCAGCAAUUACAAGCUCUCAUCCUGAUUGGGGUUUUUACUCGCGUGUUCGUUCAGUUUGCGUUAACAAAUAA
Molecule: messenger RNA, 780 nt
Organism: Vicia faba (fava bean)
Lineage: Eukaryota; Viridiplantae; Streptophyta; Magnoliopsida; Fabales; Fabaceae
Source: the annotation of a GenBank genome assembly